AUGUUUAAAUCGAUAUUUCAAACCGGAAUAAGGGCUGCAUAUAAUGUACUGGAGAAUCCAUCAUUUGUUUCUGAACCAUGGUAUAUAUAUCCAGCCAAGCAUAAAUCGACUGGUCGAAUUGUAUCAGUAUUUAUAUUUGAUAAAUCUAAAUUUGAAGCUACUGUAAAUCGAUUAUGUUCGACUUCAUCAGUUUCUAAGAAUCCUAAAGUUAUUAUAGGAGAAGCAUAUGAAUUGAUUAAAUUUGAAGUUAAUCAAUUAAGUAAAUUAAAACAUCCCCAGAUAUUACAAGUCUAUGAAGUACUUGAAGAAACAAAACUGAAGUUUAUAUUUGUUAGUGAACCAGUUAGUGAUAAUUUACUUACUGCUAGUAAUUUAAAUAAAGAUGAACUUAAUAUUCAAAAGGGUCUAUUACAAGUAUCUAAGGGACUUCAAUUCUUACAUAAUUAUUGUUCAAUUAUUCAUUUCAAUUUACAACCUUCAUCAAUAUUUAUUAAUAAUCAAGGUGAUUGGAAACUUGGAGGAUUUAAAUUUCUUCAAAAUUUAAAUGAGAUUAGUCCAUCAGAACGGGAUAAUUUUUAUAUUAUGAAUAAUACUUCUUUAAUCCCAUUUGUUAAUCUUAAUUUAAAUUUUACAGCUCCUGAAUUAAUCCUUGAUACUCAACUGAAAUUAGAUUUUGCUAAUGAUAUUUGGUCUUUAGGUUGUAUCAUAUAUUAUUUAUAUAAUGAUGGUGAUAUGUUAAUAAAUUGUUUUGAUUCAAAUAGUAUAAAUGAUUUUAAAGGUGAGUUUCAAAAAUUUCAACAAAAAUUUUAUAAUCAUAGACCUAAUGAAUUAAAAUAUAUGUUAAAGAAUAUUCCAGAAAGUUUAUAUCCAAUUUAUCCUCAAUUACUUGCUAGAUAUCCUCAUGAUAGAUUAACUAUUGAUCAAUUCAUAGAUUCAGAUUAUUUUAAUGGUAGUUUAAUAAAGGCUAUGUGGUUUAUUGAUGAAUUUUCUACAAAGACUUUAGAUCAAAAAUUAGUAUUUAUGAAUGGACUUUUAGAACCAAAGGCUGAUCAAGGUGGUAAAGAUUUAUUAUCAUUAUUCCCGGCAGUUUUUAAAUCACUGAAAUUAUUACCUUUACUUAUUGAUUUCUUAACUAAUGAAUUGAAUGUAUUGAAUGGAGCAACUCCAAUUGAUCCAGAAACUGAUAAAUUAGUAUCUAUUUCUUUAGAUAUUGCCUUAAAGAUUGGAUCUUCUAUUUCUAAUCUCAGUUUCCAAGAUAAAAUUUAUAAUGUAUUGUUUGUUAAUGAUAAAAAGAAUAAAAAGGCUCCUGAAACAUUUAAAAAAUUAAUUAAUGCAUCAGUUAAAACUAGAUUAACAUUGAUAGAAAAUUCAGCUGUUUUACAAUCUAAAUUACAUGACAAACAAAUGGUUGAUUUCUAUAAGAGUGUAUUGGAAUUAGUAUUAACAUCCAGUAAUAAUGAAGCCAAUUCUCGUCAAGAUCAAAUUAAAUUACAAGAUACAUAUUUGCAAUAUUUUACUAAUAUAAUUGAUAAAUUUGAUUUCCCAUAUAUUAAGAAUACUUUAUUUCCAAUGUUAUGUCAAGUAUUCAAAACCACCACUGUAUUAUCUACGAAAUUGACUACUAUUGAAGUAUUUGAAAUGUUGGUUGAUAAGAAAAUCAUUGAUAAGAUUAUUGUUAAUGAUCAAUUAUUCCCAAUAUUGAAGAAUUUAAAGAGUAGAGAUAAACGAAUUGUUAAGAGAAUGUUAAGUUUCUUUAUAAAGUUAGUUAAGAGUGAGCAUGUCAAUUUAGAAUUUGAGUCAGCAGUAGAAUCGAUUUUGCCUCAAUGUUUAAGUUUAGCAUUCAGUUGUAAUGACUGUACUCAAUCUGAGUUCAUACAAUUCAUGAAGAUUUGUAAUGAUAUACAGAAAUACUUGAUGGAUAAGAAAUUGUCCAAUUUACCAUUGCAAAGUGCCAAUGGAAGAGCUAAUGGUGAUUCAUUUGAUGGUAAUUUCGAUUCUUUAAUUAAUUCUCAAGUCAUUAAUGAAGGCAGCAAGGAUAAAAUUUAUAGGGGCCCUCUGACAAAAGUUAUGACUCCAACAACUCUUACUCCUACAAUUAAAAAGAGUAGUCCAAUUACCAAUAGAAAACCCCUACAUACAUCUGCUCCGAAAGUUUCCACCUUUCCAUCAUCAAAUGAAUCAUCCAAUUUAAAAUUCGGGGCUUCGAGUGCCUCAUCAAAUGUCAAUAAUGAUAGAUUACUCAAUACUUUAAAGAGUACAUACGAUCGUCCUUCCAAGAUCUAUCAUGAUGGAGAUGAUGAUGACGAUUUUGAAGAUUUCCAACAAGCCCAGGUCGUAACACCAAAGACUAGACCUCCAGUUAAUACUUCUAAGGAAUUACCCCAAAAGCCUAGCAUUAAUACUCCUCCAGGAUGGAGUCAACCUUUACAACCAACUAGUAGAAAACCCACACCCAAUACUACACCCAAUACAAAUUAUCCUCCUGGUUUCAACUCUAAUAUGGUAUUAACACCUAAUAGUUCUGGAACAAGAAGUGGCAAUAAUUCAUUUAAUGGAACUAAUCUGUCACCCCAGACUCCGCAGAAAAAUGAUGUACUCGAUUUUCUCUAA
Messenger RNA from Scheffersomyces amazonensis, 2610 nucleotides. RefSeq lists its product as uncharacterized. Lineage: Eukaryota; Fungi; Ascomycota; Pichiomycetes; Serinales; Debaryomycetaceae. Gene Ontology annotation, molecular function: ATP binding; protein kinase activity. The record is from RefSeq and is a predicted model, not a curated record. Gene Ontology annotation, biological process: protein phosphorylation. The transcript has a single exon. Bases 1 to 2610 code for a protein of 869 amino acids.